Molecule: messenger RNA, 753 nt
Organism: Eremothecium sinecaudum
Lineage: Eukaryota; Fungi; Ascomycota; Saccharomycetes; Saccharomycetales; Saccharomycetaceae
Product: HEL065Wp
Exons: 1
Coding region: 1-753 (250 amino acids)
Biological process (GO): regulation of alternative mRNA splicing, via spliceosome
Source: RefSeq, a predicted model, not a curated record
AUGGCUAAAAAGGCCAGCUCUGCUAAGAGGAAGAGUCCAUUUGAUUGUGGUAGUGGUAGUGAUGAUGAUGCUGAUGAUGAUGGGUUUAAAGAGUAUGUGAAAAAGCGUGCUCAUUUGGCUAAGGAAACCAUUAAUAAGUCAAGUGUAAACUAUGAAAUAGAACAGGAUCUAAAAGAGGAGGAUAAAGAGACUCCAAGUCGAUCCAAAUUUAUGAAGGGGUUCAUAAAGGCAAAAAAGCUGAGGGAGCUUGAUAGAUUACGGAAUGAAUCCCUUAAGAUUGAGGUGGAGAGGCAGUUGGACGAUGGUAAUGUUAAGACUAAUGAUGAAAGCUUCGUUACUGAAAGUUAUAAGGAUAGGAAAAGAGCUAUGAAAGAGGUUAUUGAAGGUGACAAGAAGGAGCUAGAAGGAGAGACGGCUGAUGUUUCUGUGGCGUGUUAUGAUUUUAGGACUUCGUUUCUUGAACGAGACUUUAAAGUAAAAGAAAGCACUAAACUUGAUGAACAGCAGCAAUUAUUAUUGCUGAAUCGAGCUUCGCAGCGAAUUGAGAAUGACAUAUAUAUAGCAGAGGAUUUCAAAGAAGUUGCGAAGACUAGGCAUAAGGAUGAUGAUAAUGAUGAUUCAACUACAUAUGCUGAUGUUACUGUUACAACAGAAGCGGUAGAACGAUUCCUCCGAUCCACUAAGACGGAAGAAGAAAUAGAUGGUCUAAAAAAGGGAUAUUGGGAGAGAGUUAAGUUUAAUCACGAAGUCUAA